AUGCUAGCUCUCUUUCACACAAUUAAACAAUACUUGCUCAGAUUCGUAUUUUCACUCCUGCGGGGGUUCAAGAGAGCCUCCCCCGAGGAGACCCCCUUGGAGGCCCAAGUACUCCCCAGGGGCGUUGAGGACGACGGCAGUCAAUCGCCUGUCAAUUCCUCGACUGACACUUACUCCAGCGAAAGUUCGUGCUCGGUCACCGAAUCCGACCAGGAGUCCGACCAGGAAUCCGACCAGGAAUCCGACCAGGAAUCCGACCAGGAAUCCGACCAAGAGGCCCACCAGGGAUCCGACCAGGAGUCCGACCAGGAGUCCGACCAGGAAUCCGACCAGGAAUCCGACCAGGAAUCCGACCAAGAGGCCGACCAGGAAUCCGGCCAGGAGUCCGACCAGGAAUCCGGCCAGGAGUCCGACCAGGAAUCCGACCAAGAGGCCGACCAGGAAUCCGAUCAAGAGUCCGACCAGGAGUCCGAUCAAGAGUCCGACCAGGAGUCCGAUCAAGAAUCCGACCAGGAGUCCGAUCAAGAGUCCGACCAGGAGUCCAUCCACGAGGACGAUGCAGAACUCGCUGCCCUGGUUUGCAAAGUGCUGAACUUCGACGUUGUGAAGGGCAAACCCAAGAGGCAGAAGAUGCCCCGGCCCGCGGCGCAGCCCGUCGCCACCGUCAGCCUGCCUCUCCACGUCGCACAGGAGGACCGCCGGCGGUUCUUCCAGCAGGCUACGAAGGCCGCGGAGAAGUUCGGCGUGAAGCUGGUCAGCCCUCCCCUCGGCAACUACGUGGCGCCCUUCCAGGUGAGGGGCAAGGAGGAAUCCGCCCGCGCCUACAUCGAGCACAUGGACCUCUUCGUUCACGGCAACAAGGUCCUGCGGAUGCCGAUCGAGAUCCCGGUGGCCCUGCAGUCCCUGAUGAAGGCCAAGCAGGCCCCGGGCAUCUGGCUCGAUAUGCCGUCCCGGGAGGAGCCCUCGGAGUCUUGCGCGCUCGUCGGCAAGACGAAGGACCGCGCUCAGAUGCUCAAGACGUUCGAGGAAAUCCAGCAGCAGCUUCGCAGCCUGGAGACGGCCUCCCCGGACAUCGCGCCCGAGCACUACAGUAAAGCCAUCGGCAAGAACGGUGAUCGCAUCAAGUACAUCCACAAGAAGUACCACGUACUCAUCACCGUUCCCAAGGACGGGUCGCCCAUCACUGUCUCGGGCAAGCCCGAAAGUGUGCGCGAUGCCAUUAAGGAGCUGGAGGAGCUCGUUCAGCAGGACGCGCUCAAUCAGCGCGCGUUCCUCCCGGUGAACAUCCUCCCCGAAGACCUCGGCGUCGCCAUCGGAAAGGGCGGAAGCCACGCCGCCAAGGUCCAGGAGGAGUUUGGAGUCAAAGUCUACACCAAAUCCAAGAAACAUCCUGAGAGCCCGCUGGUGGUCGAGGGGCCCCUGAGGGAAGCCCAGAAGGCCGUGGCCUGCAUCGAGCAGCAUGUUGCCGAGAGGCGCCGCCUUAAUGAGGAGCGCGCCGAGGAGUGGCGUCGCAGCCAGGAGACGGCCUCCCCGAAUAUCGCGCCCGAGCACUACAGCAAAGCCAUCGGCAAGAACGGCGAUCGCAUCAAGUACAUCCACAAGAAGUACCACGUACUCAUCACCGUUCCCAAGGACGAGUCGCCCAUCACUGUCUCGGGCAAGCCCGAAAGUGUGCGCAAUGCCAUCAAGGAGCUGGAGGAGCUCGUUCAGCAGGACGCGCUCAAUCAGCGCGCGUUCCUCCCGGUGAACAUCCUCCCCGAAGACCUCGGCGUCGCCAUCGGAAAGGGCGGAAGCCACGCCGCCAAGGUCCAGGAGGAGUUUGGGGUCAAAGUCUACACCAAAUCCAAGAAGCACCCUGAGAGCCCGCUGGUGGUCGAGGGGCCCCUGGGGGAAGCCCAGAAGGCCGUGGCCUGCAUCGAGCGGCAUGUUGCCGAGAGGCGCCGCCUUAAUGAGGAGCGUGCCGAGGAGCAGCGUCGCCGUGAAGAGAUGAUGGAGACGUUCCCCGUCAACGUCGAGCCCGAACAAGUCGGCAGUGUCAUCGGCAAGGGCGGUUUCCGCAUCCGUUAUAUCGCCUCGAAGUACAACGUCAAGAUCAAGCUCCCUGAGCUAAAGAAGAGAGACGACGCGAUCUUGGUCACGGGCCUGAAGGAGGACGCCAAAGUUGCCGCCGCCGUGCUCGAGUUCAUGGCCAACCGCAAGAUGUUGCACGAGCACAUCCUGGUGCCGCUCCGGAUCAAGCGCGAGGACAACCUCAUCGUACUCGGCCCCGAGGGCUGCAGGGCCACCAGGAUCGAGCGGGAAUUCGGCGUCAGGAUUGUAAGACCCAGCAUCAACAUGCCCCUGAUGGUCGAGGGCAGCGUCGAGGCUGUGGCCGAUGCUGAGGCCUUCAUCGAGCGGAUGGUCGCCGACCGGCUUCAGAACCUGAAGAAUAGCAACGCCCGUCGCAACUGA
Molecule: messenger RNA, 2451 nt
Organism: Penaeus indicus
Lineage: Eukaryota; Metazoa; Arthropoda; Malacostraca; Decapoda; Penaeidae
Exons: 1
Coding region: 1-2451 (816 amino acids)
Molecular function (GO): RNA binding
Source: RefSeq, a predicted model, not a curated record